Molecule: messenger RNA, 507 nt
Organism: Aureobasidium melanogenum CBS 110374
Lineage: Eukaryota; Fungi; Ascomycota; Dothideomycetes; Dothideales; Saccotheciaceae
Exons: 2
Coding region: 1-507 (168 amino acids)
Source: RefSeq, a predicted model, not a curated record
AUGCUCAAGGCGGCGAAUGGCGCCAUCACAAAGGAAUUCUAUGCCAAAAUGCAGGCAAAGCCAGACAUACUUCGAGUAUUCCUUGCUCAGCGACGCGCUGCCCAGAAACAGAAAUACCAAACUGUUACCAAGUUUCGAACCGCGAGGAUCAGAAUAGCCAAGGAUUGGUAUCAAGCUCACAAACAAGACGACAGUUACAGAAGAAGGUGUAACAUGUAUCUGUGGUGUUUUCAUCCCACGUUCAGACGUCCGUGGAUAGAUCAUCUACCCUGGCCGACCCAUCGACCCCUGGCAUACAGGCAAAAGGUAGCUCAUUGUUGUGCAGAAUGUGGAACACGCCAUUCGGGGCUCAAGUCCUGGUGGCAAUCCGUCAAAGACCCAGAUAGUUUCCUGUGCCACAAGCAUUACACUGAUCGUGGCUGGUCUGAAUGCAUGCCCAAAGGCUACGAACAUGUCAGAACAUUCAAAGGACUGAACGCGCGAUACAAAGAACUGAAUCAGGAAUGA